GGGUGCGUGCGUGUGUGUGUGUGUGUGUGUGGUGGGGGCCGCUUAAAUGGGAGAGUUGGCCUCUCCGCUGUGGUGACAGGCUGACAUUCCUAAUGGUGUUAAUGGUAGUGAAAGAAAUGCUUUAAAAACGCACGCGGCUCCAAAGUYUGGGGRAAGUUUUUGCCACGUAGUUGAUGAGGCAGAGCUGAGGAUCAGCCCGUCUGGCACGACUUGCCUUUGCCCAAAUAAAGCCACCCACUCUUAUUUAGUUUUAGUGGUCUGUAUAACAGUUAUACAGCUUUAAUGAAGGGAGUGAUGGCACAGAAAGUGAUGGGUUCUCUAGUUCUAAUGUGGAAGCAGGGAUCUUGUUUGGAUGGUGGUGAAGGGAGAGAAAUGUCAAAUUGCACAUCUAAACUUUUGCACAAUUUGGAUAAGUGAAGGAGUGCCCACAUACCGAAGGAAGCAGAAAGAGGUCCACAUGACGCGAUCCCUUUGAUGGAGGUGUACAACAAGAGUUUGUGUCAGCCGCGGGAGGUGCUGGUGGAUAUCCUACAGGAGUACCCGGAGGAGGUGGAACACAUCUUUAUCCCGUCCUGCGUGGUGUUGAAGCGCUGCGCCGGCUGCUGCGUCGACGAGAUGUUGCAGUGCACGCCGACGGUCACCUAUAACGUUACAAUGGAGAUUAAAAGAAUAAAGCUCCAAAGGCAACAAAAUAACAUUUUCAUGAGUUUUACAGAGCACAGUGCAUGUGAGUGUAGGUCAAAGACAGAAGUAAAAGAAAAACCACCUGGGAAAGGCAAGGGCAAAGGCCAAAAGAAAAAGCGAAAGAAAAACCGCGACAAAACAAUUCACGAUGCUGUCUGUGAGCCAUGUUGUGAUAACUGCACAGAGCGGAGAAAGCGUUUGUUUGUGCAGGAUCCAGCAACCUGCCGGUGCUCCUGCAAACACACAGUUGAAUACUGUAAAGAUCGCCAGCUAGAGCUCAACGAGAAGACCUGCAAGAAAUCAAAUAACUUGCCACUUGCCUUCUACUCCCAAAACUCCUCAAGAUGUGACAAGCCAAGAAGAUGAGAGAGGUGGCAGCACCAGAUGUACAAGAUGAAGGAAUAUUCUAAAGAUAUUUCACAGCACAGCACUUUGACCUUUGAACCGUAAGCUCUUUUCUGUGGAAAGCAUUCCCCUGGGACUGACAAAGAACAAAGAAGGACUGGAGUUUCCUCCCGCUGUAUAUCUGUGUGUACAUAGACCAUAAUAUAAGAGAGAGAAAAAAACGAGUACAUAUUUGUUAUGCUGCUACAGAAAUGAAUAACUAAACCCAUCAUUUGACUAAAAAUGAACUAGCCGCCUUGUGGUUUUGCAUUUCUAACCGGCUUGUGAUGCAGGUGUAGUCUUAUUGUCGAUUCAUUGUAUGCAAUUUCUUCACUGGAUACGAGUCUACUGUGGUUGUGUGUCAGUCAUAACAAGCAAAACCUCUAGAUAUAUUUAAAUGCUAUGACAGCGGGCGAGACCGAAUGAAGACAUGGGCGUGCUCUUCUUUCAAGAAAAUGACCGAUGGACUAUUUGCUGGCCGACGUCCGCUCAGUGCGUUUCGGAGCAAACGGCAAGACAAACGGGACAGACAGCCGAUGGAAAUCUGUCUCUGCUCGAUUCACUUCCUUCCCUCUGAGGACAUUUCCGAACUGUCGUGGACUUGAAAGACACGGAUGCGAUCAGAGGGGACUCUGGAGUUGGUGGUGCCAUAUACUUCUAAAGGGAUACCGGUCGUCCGUAUAGCAUUUAACGUUUUGCUAUGUCCUACAAGAAAACCACUGAAAAUAUCCUAUACUGUAGUUUUGAUUCCAUUUGAGAAACUGUGCCUCACGUAUUGUACUGAUAAAUCUUUCAAGUGCUUUUUAAA
Messenger RNA from Austrofundulus limnaeus, 1876 nucleotides. It is a transcript of the gene vegfab, whose product is annotated as vascular endothelial growth factor Ab. The transcript is spliced from 9 exons. The record is from RefSeq and is a predicted model, not a curated record. Gene Ontology annotation, cellular component: membrane. Gene Ontology annotation, molecular function: vascular endothelial growth factor receptor binding; chemoattractant activity; heparin binding. Bases 475 to 1050 code for a protein of 191 amino acids. Gene Ontology annotation, biological process: vascular endothelial growth factor receptor signaling pathway; positive regulation of endothelial cell proliferation; positive regulation of protein phosphorylation. NCBI's taxonomy places the organism in Eukaryota, Metazoa, Chordata, Actinopteri, Cyprinodontiformes, Rivulidae.